ACUCGUGGUGUUGAAUACAGAAACGUCUAUGCACUCGCGCAUCCUCGUCUUAGUCUGUUUUAGGUUUUUUUUUAAUAUAUAUUUUAGAUCAUUUUGUUAGGUAUUAAUAUAACGCAAAAUCAUGAAAGAGAGAAGAAACGCACAGCCAUUGGUGGUCAGAUGUAAGCUGGUGCUGGUUGGGGAUGUUCAAUGCGGGAAAACUGCGAUGUUACAGGUUUUGGCUAAGGAUUGUUAUCCAGAGACGUACGUGCCCACAGUAUUCGAGAACUACACAGCCUGUCUGGAGCUCGAUGACCAGCGCGUUGAACUGAGUUUAUGGGACACGUCAGGAUCUCCAUACUAUGAUAAUGUGAGACCCCUCUGCUACAGUGACUCUGAUGCAGUGCUCCUUUGUUUUGACAUCAGUCGUCCAGAUAUCUUUGACAGUGGACUUAAGAAGUGGAGGGCUGAGAUCAUCGACUUUUGCCCCAGUACUCGUAUUCUCCUUGUUGGCUGCAAGACAGACCUUCGGACGGAUGUAUGCACGCUGAUGGAGCUGUCCAAUCAGAAACAAACACCCAUCACUCAUGAGCAGGGCUCUGCCAUGGCCAAACAGUUGGGUGCUGAGGCUUAUCUGGAGUGUUCGGCCUUCACCUCUGAGAAGAGCAUCCACAGCGUGUUCCGCACAGCUGCGCUGGCUUGCAUCAACAAGCUACAGCCGCUCGCCAAACCCAGCCCGACCCGCCGGCUGUCCAAACGCCUGCUCCACCUGCCCAGCAAGACUGAGCUCCUCUCCUCCACCUUCAAGAAGGAGAAGGCCAAGAGUUGCUCUGUAAUGUGAGUGGAGAACUUCACCCCCCAUAACAAAAGCUACACCAUUCCCUGCGCUUUGGUCUGGGGAAGGGGGGUGGGUUCCGAUUGCCUCAUCAAUGACAUGUGGAAUCCUUCCUCACCCCCCAAAGAAACACCUUUCAGAACGAGUGGACACCUCGCUGUCCUCCUUGUCCUGAGCUCUUCAACAGUGCAUAUGUAUUUUCAGUACUGUAUCUUGCUUUUAAACGAGAUUCCAUCAUCAGCCGUCACCUAUUCACUCCUGUCAUUGUGUCAGUUGAACCUCGGAAUGAUUCAACGAAGUAAAUCGGAAACGGAUGUUUCAAAAAGAUUCUCAAGUUCAGUGUAAGCUAUUCGAUCUAUAAAUACAAGAUCUGUGGUGUACAAUUCAAAAGAAAUACCUACAGAAUGCACUAAAAUUGUGAAGCUGUGCACAGAAGAGAAGGCGGCCCAUUUGGCAUUGUCACACUAGGUGAAUUGGCGGCAGUGUAGGAAGUGAAAUGUGCCGGCAAUAUCUGAACCCUCAGAUGGAGGAAUAGAAGGAAAAGGUCCAAAAAUAAAUGUAUUAAGACAAUAUAUGAUGCUACCAAAGUCAGUUUUCCCUUCUUUCCUCUACUGCAACACCUUCUUAUAUAUACACGCUUCUAUUUUUAGAGGCAAUAGCUAUCUGAGAGAUAUGGGUGUGACUGGGGAAUAUAUUACAGUGAUUAUCUGUAUCCUAAUGUCUCCUGCUGCUCUCUAGUUUAGGCAACCAUGAAUUUGCAAAGGGAUCUGUACACUAGAUAUGCGAGGGCUCAGUCGGAUCAAAUUUGGCACGAUGAAUAAGCUUUCAUUCCUGAAAAUGACCUCUGGAGAGGUAUUCUGAAACCAACAGAUUCCAAAUGUAUGUAAGAAGGUUUUCAAGUCACCUGGUUUGAGAUGUUUAAGAUCAGACCAGCUUGGGUUUAGUUCGUCAUGCAUCACAACCCUCUAACUUGCGAGUAAAUCGCUCACACAUGCGAAUAAAUCUUUAUUCUGGUCACUAAAUGAUGUCUAAUAUUAGCCAAUGGCUAAUAAAUUCUCAAUUUUUACUUGCCAUUGUGUUAAUUGGAGGCUAAGUAUAAGUUUAGCACAGAUAUAUUUUCACUCGCAAACACUCUGACUGAGCGCUUUAGAGUUUCACUCUCCGUCAAGCGAUCUGUGAUAUUUCUCAGUUCAUCUCCAUGGAUGCACAGCGCACCUGUACUUGAUAUACCGUAAACUGUAGUGUGAAGGAACACAAAUCGCCGUCGCUUUCUCUCAAACACACACAGAGACCAAGAGACAGAGAGAGUGAAUUGACGCGCUACAUUUAAACAAUAUUUUUUGUUGUAUUUUCCUGUCAAAAUAACAGCGUUCCUAUGGAAGUCUUCAGCUUUUAAGAACAGCCGGGUUUCCCGGAAGUGGGUGGAGUUAAUGUGCAAACGGCAAUCUCAUUGGCUGGUGCUCCCCUAUUAUCGUCCCUGUUUUGAUUUCAGCAAAUCAGUUCUAGCGAACGCACAAAACCUGAUUAAUAUUCAUGAAUCCAGCAGCUAAUUAAUCCUUAAUAAUCCUAAGUGUGUUUAUAGUUCUUAUUAUUAGAAUUCGUACCAUUAUUAUCCUAUCAGUAUUUUUGUUAGUUUUUCCCCAAUUUCUUUUGUCAGAAACUUUGAAUGACAUAAAAAACACCUCUCAAGUUAAAAUUUUCAGUUAAAAUGACUACCGUAUUUUCCGGACUAUAAGUCACACUUUUUUUCAUAGUUUGGUUGGUCCUGCGACUUAUAGUCAGGUGCAACUUAUUUAUCAAAAUUAAAUUGACAUGAACC
Messenger RNA from Carassius auratus (goldfish), 2633 nucleotides. RefSeq names its product rho-related GTP-binding protein Rho6-like. Gene Ontology annotation, molecular function: GTP binding; GTPase activity. NCBI's taxonomy places the organism in Eukaryota, Metazoa, Chordata, Actinopteri, Cypriniformes, Cyprinidae. The record is from RefSeq and is a predicted model, not a curated record. The transcript is spliced from 5 exons. Bases 122 to 820 code for a protein of 232 amino acids. Gene Ontology annotation, biological process: small GTPase-mediated signal transduction.